This is a messenger RNA of Microsporum canis CBS 113480, 2148 nucleotides long. RefSeq names its product tryptophan--tRNA ligase. The transcript has 9 exons. NCBI's taxonomy places the organism in Eukaryota, Fungi, Ascomycota, Eurotiomycetes, Onygenales, Arthrodermataceae. Gene Ontology annotation, cellular component: mitochondrial matrix; mitochondrion; ribosome. The record is from RefSeq and is a predicted model, not a curated record. Gene Ontology annotation, biological process: translation; mitochondrial tryptophanyl-tRNA aminoacylation. Gene Ontology annotation, molecular function: ATP binding; tryptophan-tRNA ligase activity; structural constituent of ribosome. The coding region runs from base 1 to 2148 and encodes 715 amino acids.
AUGUUCUCGCCGUCCUCUUUCCGCUCUGUGCUAGGGGCCACAAAGCGAGUUAAGGUAGGUUUUAUCCUCUACAAAGUGAUCGGGGCGGUUCAAUGGCUGAUUGCGGUAUUCAAGCAGGUCACCAAUCUCUUCCGUCCGCUCUCAACAUCCUCAUCCGACAUACCUCCAGAAUUCCUAUCAGCUAUACAGAAGAACAAUGCGGGAUCACAGUCCGGAACUCCCGAAAUAAAGCGAGAAGUUUUCACCGAACCUGAACCAGCCUCUGAUCCAAAAGAAUGGGACGACCGACUAGAAGUCUACAAGUCCAAAUUCCGCCUGCCCAAAGCAGUUCAGGCAGCGUACAUGAAACCCCUUAAGCGAAAACCAGAAUACGGUCUACCAGUUUGCAACCUGCAGCUCCGUUCUUACAGUGCACGCCAUGUUGAAUUCUUCGCAGACUUCGCACUCCGCGCCGCUUAUUACCUUAAUAUUCCUGCAAGCGGCCCUGUACCAUUACCACGUAUAGUUGAACGAUGGACGGUCAUACGAAGCCCCUUUGUCCACAAGAAGAGCAAGGAGAACUUUGAACGUAUAACAUGUCGACGGCUGAUACAGCUCCAGGACGGUCACCCAGAGAGUGUUCAGGCAUGGCUGGCCUUCUUGAGGAAGCACGCCUUCCAUGGCGUGGGUAUGAAGGCAAAUGUGUUUGAGCAUACCUCCUUAGAUGUUGGAAAAGAGAUGGACGAGGCCGCUGCAAGUCUCGAGAAGGCUCUUGAUGCGGAACUUGCGCAAUUUGGAGCAAAGAAGGGCGUUGAAUUCCCAGAGUCUAUUGCUAGCAUGCUGGAAAGAGAAACACAGACAAGGACCGCCGCACCGCUCACGGAGCUCUUCCAAAGCUUCAACGCUUCAAAUAUUAAAAACCGACGACAAGACUUCAGAAUGUCCACCUCAGCUCCCCAGAAAUCUCUUUUGAGAUGCUACAGACACUAUAUAUCAUCUACUCGCUCGAGGCGCACUAAUUUCAACCCCCAAUGGCUUCGGUACAGCUCCACAACGCCAGAAUCGGCACAGUCAAAGGAUACCAUCGUCUUCUCCGGUAUCCAGCCCACUGGUAUUCCGCAUCUCGGUAACUACCUGGGAGCACUACGUGCUUGGGUAGACCUACAAAACACCUCCUCGCCAGAUACGAAACUGAUUUAUUCGAUUGUCGACCUACACGCCCUCACAUUACCGAAAGAUGCGGCAGAAUUGCGACAAUGGCGGAAAGAAUCUCUUGCUGUGCUUUUAGCAAUAGGGAUUAAGCCGGAGAGAGCUACAUUAUUCUAUCAAUCUGAUGUGCCGGCGCAUUCAGAGCUGAUGUGGAUUUUAAGCGCAAACUCAUCAAUGGGAUAUUUAUCCCGGAUGACACAAUGGAAGAGUAAACUUCACCUCCCUGAAAACGCCAAAUUUGAUAUUGCUGCGCGCGAUCGUUUAAAACUAGGCCUCUUUUCAUACCCAGUUCUACAAGCAGCCGAUGUCCUCGUUCACAGGGCGAUUAGGGCAAAUUACAUACCGGUGGGAGAAGACCAGAAGCAGCAUAUUGAAUUUGCGCGUGAAGUAGCCAACGGCUUCAACCACCUCCACGGGCCUGUACUUACUGUCCCGGAGGCAAUGAUCUCUCCUGCCAAACGAGUAAUGUCACUAAAGAACCCGAAGAAGAAGAUGUCGAAAUCCGACGUCGACAAUAGGUCCAGAAUCUUGGUUACCGAUACACCGAUAGAGAUUCAUCAUAAAAUUCGACUCGCGCUCACUGACCCUGGCUCGUCCAUCACGUACGAUCCGGAGAAGAGACCGGGAGUUUCUAAUCUGCUGGAAAUGUUCAGUCAUGCUGAAGCCAUCAAAGCUGGACCAUCAGGCUCAGGACGAACCCCGUCCGAGAUUGCAUUGGAAUAUGAGUCAACUAGCUUCAAGGCAUUCAAGCAGGAUCUCGCUGCCAAGCUUAUUGAGAUGUUAAGCUCGAUUAGAGAACGGUAUGUCGAAAUCAUGGAGGAAGAUGCAAAGGUGACGUUGUCCGGGUCAUCGGAUAAGGAGAGCUACUUGGGCAUGGUGGCUCGGAAGGGAGCAGAAGAAGCGUCAGCCAACGCAGAGAUUACGAUGAAGCAAGUCCGAACCGCAAUUGGACUAUCAUGA